AUGUAUACACACUACACCCUAGACAGCGUCCAUGUAUACACACAACGGACGAGGUGUGGCGGAGGAAGAGGUGUGGUGGAGGAAGAGGUGUGGCGGAGGAAGAGGUGUGGCGGAGGAAGAGGUGUGGCGGAGGAAGAGGUGUGGCGGAGGAAGAGGUGUGACGGAGGAAGAGGUGUGGCGGAGGAAGAGGUGUGGUGGAGGAAGAGGUGUGGCGGAGGAAGAGGUGUGGCGGAGGAAGAGGUGUGGUGGAGGAAGAGGUGUGGCGGAGGAAGAGGUGUGACGGAGGAAGAGGUGUGGCGGAGGAAGAGGUGUGGCGGAGGAAGAGGUGUGGCGGAGGAAGAAGUGUGUCGGAGUGAAUAG
Molecule: messenger RNA, 360 nt
Organism: Procambarus clarkii (red swamp crayfish)
Lineage: Eukaryota; Metazoa; Arthropoda; Malacostraca; Decapoda; Cambaridae
Source: RefSeq, a predicted model, not a curated record